AUGCCCGUGAAAUCACCGCUAAACAUUUCAUCACAGGGCCAUGCCCAGAAGAAGCACAAGGUCAGACUGUCAACCACCUUCCAUCGCCCCAAGACCCUCCAGCUCUCUCGCGCGCCGAAGUACCACCGCAAGUCCAUCCCCCAUGAGAACCGCAUGGACGAGCACAAGAUCAUCGUCCACCCUCUCAACACUGAGAGCGCCAUGAAGAAGAUCGAAGAGAACAACACCCUUGUCUUCAUUGUUGACGUCAAGUCCAACAAGGCUCAGAUCAAGGCUGCAUUGAAGAAGCUCUACGACAUUGACACCGUCAAGAUCAACACUCUGAUCCGACCUGAUGGUGCCAAGAAGGCUUACUGCCGUCUUACUGCCGAUGUCGAUGCUCUCGACAUUGCCGCCACCAAGCUCGCGCUUGUGUAA
Molecule: messenger RNA, 417 nt
Organism: Pseudomassariella vexata
Lineage: Eukaryota; Fungi; Ascomycota; Sordariomycetes; Amphisphaeriales; Pseudomassariaceae
Product: 60S ribosomal protein L25
Exons: 2
Coding region: 1-417 (138 amino acids)
Biological process (GO): translation; ribosomal large subunit assembly
Cellular component (GO): ribosome; cytosolic large ribosomal subunit
Molecular function (GO): structural constituent of ribosome
Source: RefSeq, a predicted model, not a curated record